AUGGGUUGCGUAAGUUCGAAGAAAAAAUUAUGCCGGAAUUGCAAGGCGCCGGUAGGGCGGAGCUACUCAAUGCAAGUCCACGGCCAGCCGGAGAAAUCAAGCGAUAGCCACCAUAUGGUGACUCUCUCUUCCUCCACAUUGGGUUCUUUGAUGCUUGAUUCAUCAAAUCGUAAUCAUCCGUUAAAUCAGAUUCAUUAUAUAGAAGAUGUGAUUCCAAUUGAAACUGGGGGAUUCAAUAAAGAGAAAGUGAUUAAAGAUGAGUUCAAAAUGGAGAUCAUCGAGGCAAAAACUUGGUCGAAAAUGAUUGAUGAGAAAAUCCCGAAAGUGUUUACUAAAACACCUACAAGAACUCCUCCGGGUGAGCCCGAGAUUAUCAAUGUUUGGGAAUUGAUGGAGGGUCUUGAGGACACUGGCCCUCUAAGGCCUCAUCAUCUUCGUAGUAUAUCUUUCCAAGGUUUGCAUAAUCCACAUUUGUCACGUCUUGACGAGCAAACAACGCCAAGAUUGAAAGAAAAUGGUGAAGUGUCGUCCAUUACAUUGUGGCCUGAUAUGACUGAAAAUGAUUCGAAUUCAAAUAUGAAUUCAAAUGGUACAUCGGUCAAUGUUCCUUGUAAUCCAAUUAUGUCUCAUCUUGAUGAUCAAACAAUGCCAAGAGUGAAAGAAGAAGAUGAAGCAUCUUCCAUUCCAUCAUGGCCCGUUAUGUCCAACAAUGACUUGAAUUCAAAUUCAAAUGAUACAACUAUAGUUUCAGAAUUUGAUCCUGAAGUUAUUUCCACUUUCCAAAAAGCACUCGAGGAUCUUCCUCCGGCCAACCCAAUUCAUCUCUCAUUGGACGGUGACAAGGAGGCAGCAUUGGCUGGAAAGGAUCAGCCUUUGGAGGUAAAAGAUUGCGAGCAAAACGCAAGUGGCACUUUCAGGGGAAAUGAGGUUAUUGCAGCACGUGGUGCAGAGAAGGUGAUUGUGUAUUAUACAAGCCUAAGAGGUGUGAGAAAGACAUACGAGGAUAGCUGCCAUGUGCGAGUGCUUCUUAAAGGACUUGGUGUUAAGGUUGAUGAGAGGGAUGUAUCAAUGCAUUCAGGAUUCAAGGAGGAGCUGAAAGAGUUAUUGGGGGACAGGUUCAGCGGCGGCUUGCCGAGAAUUUUUGUUGGACGGAAAUAUAUUGGCGGGGCAGAGGAAGUCAGACUAAUGAAUGAUGAGGGACGGCUCCAAAAGGUGGUGGAAAGCUGUGAGCUGGUGGAGGACGGCGGUAGAGGUGGAAGAAUAGGAGUUUGUGAAGCAUGUGGGGAUAUUAGAUUUGUGCCUUGUGAAACAUGUUCCGGGAGCUGUAAAAUAUACCACGAGGGUGAUUUUGAGGAAGAAUGUGAUGAAAAUGAGCAAGAAUAUGGCUUUCAUCGAUGCCCUGAUUGCAAUGAAAAUGGACUUGUACGAUGUCCGAUUUGUUGUGAUUAA
This is a messenger RNA of Fraxinus pennsylvanica, 1449 nucleotides long. NCBI's taxonomy places the organism in Eukaryota, Viridiplantae, Streptophyta, Magnoliopsida, Lamiales, Oleaceae. The record is from the annotation of a GenBank genome assembly.